This is a messenger RNA of Effrenium voratum, 1249 nucleotides long. The record is from the annotation of a GenBank genome assembly. Lineage: Eukaryota; Dinophyceae; Suessiales; Symbiodiniaceae.
GCGCGGGAAGAGGCAGCAGCGGCAGCGGAGGGUGACCGCAACUCUGACCCUGCAGAAUACGUGGACCUUGCGCCCCAUCACAGAGAGCAUUCGCUCGGAGGCGUUUUGGCUGUACAGCAACAUGGUGUGCAAGUUAAGCCAGUUCAGCGAAGACCUCCGUGUUUGGUCUGAGUCUUGCCCAUGCCACGCCUGGCUGCGCAGUCCAGGCCCUUCUUCGCCCCGCCCAGCCGCCGCCGCUGGAAGCGGCGACAACCCUGCCGGAAGCGGUGGCUCCGCCGACUCUGCCCCCGCCGCCACCGCCGCAGAGAGGCUACAUGCUGUCAGGCAAACCUUGGGCUUGCAGCAGGGCGUCGGGGACGGCUCUCACUAUGGCCCGUGUCCUCUGGCAGGCCAACGAGCCGUCGAGUUGGCCACUGGCGUCAUAUACCAUCUUCUUGACGAUUUGCACGAGUCCUACGUUCGCGAGAUCUUGGAGCACAAUCAGUGCGUUGACCUUGCAGCCAUUGAAAACACGCUGGCUGACUUCACUCUUGGGAAGUCGAAAAUUGCCCAGCACCUUGGCCUCAAGCUGCAGUGCUGGACGCAGCUGCCAUGGAAGCUGGCUGACCCUGCUUUGCACCACCGCUUGCCUUGGAAGCACUUGGCACCAGGGUCUGCCACAAGAGAGGAGCUGCUCGCAUUCAUCGAAGGCACGCCUAUGGAGCAGUGCCCAUCCUUGAGUGACUUUGUUUGGGGCCUGCGCUUCAUGCCCACGCUGAGCCGGGGCAAAUUCACUGGCCCCUACGUAAGCCUUCGCUUACGGCACUCUGCUUUGCGAAAGAUCAUCUCCGUCAAAGAGGAACACACCAAGCUUUUGGAGUACUUUGAGGAGGUGUCCCGCCCCGACACUCUUGCAAAACGCCUUGGCUUCUGGAACCACUCCACUUGGCAGGCGCUGAAAAGUCCUGGUCAGAGAUGCACCCGGCGAGCGAAAGUUCGAUGGGCCUGCGUUGUUUUGUACGCCCUUGACCCUGAGAGCCAGUACAUGAAGCUCACUGCACUUCAGGCAAAGCGACAAGAGGCCAAGGCGCGCAAGAAGAAGAUCAUCCGGAAUAGCAUUUUGCGGGAAGGCGGUGCUCAGAGUGAUCGAUUCAGCCUUGAGAAUGUCGAGCGCAUUGCAAUGUCCGAUCAUUUGCAGCACACCAUGUCCCUGGGCCGGCUUUAUAGCGUGUCAGCAUCCACCAAGCUUCCGGCCCUUGAUGCUGCUCAC